UGUGACUGAAUGUCUCGAUCAGCUGUUUCAUUUUCUCCUUCUGUCAAAGUACAUGAACCAAGUAAACAUUGUCCACUAAACAGAUACAAUUCAAAUUCGCCGUGGUUUUGAUAUUCACAUCACAUGUGAAUUAACGAACCAAUUAAGUCGACCAUAAAGGUGGCCAAUGCGCUAAAGGCCGCGGUUUAAAUCAUUAUGGUGCAUAUAAAGAACAACAUAUUCAAAUGAUGAAGAUUUCCAAGACUGCUGUGGGCGCAUUCAUUUCGAUGAUGCUGUUGGGGACUCUGCUGGCAGGGCUGAUCAGCUUGAUCAGCACUCAGCAAACAGAUCUCAAUGCAAACAAUCAAAGCAGGAGCAGAAUCCACAAUAUUGCUGAUCGAUUUGAUAACCUGAUUUGGUUCUUGCAGAAAUCUCGAAUCAUCCAAGACUGGCACUUAACAUACUCAGGCUAUUUUCUCCUUAUGAUUUCAGAUAUCCACAUUAGUAUAUUUAGAGACCCCUCGAGAAUAGCACAAUUUAAGGAGUUUUGCCAUUACACAAUAGAUCGCAUCACCCCUAAAGUAGUACUGGCCACUGGCGACUUGACUGAUGCCAAAACGAAAGACGCCAUCGGUUCCCAACAAUAUGAAUCCGAGUGGCGACAUUAUCGAGAUAUUUUGCGUGAGUUUGAUAUUACUAGCAAGACUGUUUGGCUGGAUAUACGCGGAAACCAUGACAAUUUUAACGUCAUCAGUGUAAAGUCCAAACAUAACUACUUCACCAAUUACUCGGUGCAAGGCCGUGAACAUCCUCGCUCCUAUAUGGCCCAGGUGAAGAAAGGGAAUACCAUUUAUUCCUUUGUGGGUGUGGAUGCCUGUCUGGAGCCAGGCCCUAGGAGGCCUUUUAACUUCGUGGGAGUUCUGGAUGAGCCAGAAGUGAUUGAGAUUAAUAAUCUGAUAAAGGAAAUCGAAAGAACAGGCAGCAACUACACAAUAUGGUUCGGUCAUUUUCCCACGUCCUGUAUACUCUCCUCCGGUUCAGAAAACGUGCGAAGUUUGAUCAAAAAAGACCCCAAUGGUUUGGUGUACGUCUGUGGGCAUUUGCAUACCUUGGGCGGUCUGGUGCCUCAAAUGUAUACCAUGCAGAAAGGGGGUUACCUGGAGCUGGAGUUAGGGGACUGGAAGGAUAACAGGAUGUAUCGGCUAAUGGCCAUAGAUCACGGAUUGUUUUCGUUUAUCGAUGUGCGACAUGGAGAGUGGCCGGUUGUUCUUCUGACCAAUCCCAAGUCAGCUCUGUUCUUCAACCCUUUGAAAGAGAGCACUGAAAGCAUGCUUCAGUCCAGUCAUAUUAGAGUAUUGGCUUUCAGCUUGUCUAGAAUAAAAAUAGUGCGCGUAAGAAUCAGCCAAGAGUCUUGGACGGAUCUCAAGCAUGUGAAAGGGCCUCUCUAUGUGACUUCCUGGGAUGCUCAAAAGUACCGCAAUGGACUCCAGGAUAUAGAAGUUUAUGUGAAAGACAUCGAGGGCAGGGAAAAGACUGAAAAAACCUCAUUUUCUCUGGACGGCAGUAAGGUGGCCUUUGGCCUGCUACCCAGGUUGGCUCUGAUGUCUAAUGUCAGCUGCAUUUUUUGGUCGUUGUUUAUUGCAUCUCUUAUUGUGUACAUUCUUCCCCUGUUGGUAAUGAAGUACUUCCACACGGCCAUUAGCGCUGGACUAAUUGCUCAACCGCGAUUCCGCGGAAACUUGGUCAAAUCCUGGAUUCGCAAACUCUGGAUACUCACCACAGUGGAUCGAAUAUUCUGGCCGAUGGUUCUCUAUCCGCUCUACCUAAUAUUCGGCCCCUGGUCAAUCGGGUACAUAGUGGAGGACUACAUCGGCGUGAUUUUCUCCUGGGGAAUAUUUGUUGAUGGAGCCUUCCUACCUGGUUCCUUCACCUAUGCGUACGGAUUCAUUCAGAUGAUCACUUUUCAAAUUCCCUUGACAGUAAUUCUGAUCAAUACAGUCAGCACAAGAUACAGCCAGUUGUCCUUGAAAAUCGGCAAAAAGGUGUCCCUAAGACAGGCAAUUUGCGCUCACCUUCCAUUCUGCAUCGUCUUCAUCAUUCAGGUUAUAAUGGCCUACAUGUUUUGGCUGGCCUACGGCACUUUGGCCUUCAUUCUAGGGCCUUUGCGCACUUGGUCCUUAGUUCUAGCUGCCGGUGUUUACUACACAGCUUUGCAUUUGCCUGACAAAUGUUUUCGGCGUGCCAAAGAGUUAUGCUUCACAAAAUCGGAAACAACGACAGAUCAAGACGCAAUUAAUCUGGAACUGCAACUGGAACAUUCGGCUGAAAAGGUCGCAAAAGCUAACUGAAGUGAUAUUAGUUGAUAUGAAAGACUUUAUUUUUACCUCUCUUUUGUGAUAUGUCCGGUUCUCCAAUAUACUUUUGUGUUUUACUUUUGACUAUAGUUUAUAUAAACUGAAGACUUUAACAGAAAAUAACAGUUAAAUACGCGAAGAAGAACUAAUAAAGACAAGAUUUCGUCGGUUUCGCACCCCCAGGACGUGGCUGUUGAGAGCUAAAGGGUUCGAAAGCGGUCCUGGGGGUGCCUGAGGUAAGGAACCUCGAAAUUUGCACUGUCUUACGUAAAGGACAAUGUUGGUCAACAUUUUCAGUAAUCUACUAUGAAUCGUUUUAUUUUUAUAACUCGUGAUUGAAGGUCUAUUUUUAGCACUCGUAGAAGGAACAUAUUUUAGCAUCACCCAGUCAUGUGCAUAGAUUAGGCUGUUAGAAUGGGAAUAUAAUCUGAUAUAUUAUUAGAAUAAUACAAACGAAUGUUAGUCUGUU
Dendroctonus ponderosae (mountain pine beetle) is the source of this 2802-nucleotide messenger RNA. Its product is annotated as transmembrane protein 62. The record is from RefSeq and is a predicted model, not a curated record. The coding region runs from base 225 to 2327 and encodes 700 amino acids. The transcript is spliced from 14 exons. NCBI's taxonomy places the organism in Eukaryota, Metazoa, Arthropoda, Insecta, Coleoptera, Curculionidae. Gene Ontology annotation, molecular function: hydrolase activity.